AUGACUUCACUGGUCAGAACACUAUCAACCACUUCACUCACCUCCGUACGACCCACAAUUAUCGCGACACACCGGAGAAGCGGGAGUAACACGCAGCAAACAACUCCCCAUCAUCAUCCACACGGCCAUCAUCAUCAUCGCCACCGUCAUCACGAGAAGGAAGAGUCUUGGGAAGAAAGUACAGAUGGUCAAGGGGAUACCAAUGGCGGAGAGCAAAAGAAAAAGGAAAAGCCUUGGUGGGCUCGAACCGGCGAAGCGACGAGCAGAGGGAUCGGGGCUAUCGCCCGCUCGAGUGAUGCAGGGGACUUGCUUGCGGAAGACGCUGGGGCGCCCGACGAGACAAGUGCGAUGAUGUCAAAUACCAGUAAAAUGCUCUCCAUCAUGGGACAGACAAUGGGCGAGUUCAAGAAUGCUCCUCCCGCCUUGCACGCCACUAUCCUCGGCGGGAAGAUAGGUGUCAAGUGUACUCAGAUCGCGUAUAACCGGCAUCGUAGAGCGAAAGGUGCGGCAAGCACGAUCGACAUGCCUACAAAUGACGAGCCUUUCACCUUUGACGACUCCAUGUUGGAGGAAUCAGAUUUGAGUGACGAUUACUACCUGGCUGACGAAGGAACACCGCAAGGCUCGUGGAAUCAAGAUCCUUCCAAACCUUACGAACCGUGGAGUCCACCAAUGAGCAGGACAUCUUCCAUGCGUAGCGGCUACCAACGUACAACACCACCACAGGCUGGUAUACUGGCGACCAUUGCCUCAUCAAACACAUACACAGGCCCUCGAACCCCGAGUAGGUACGCGGGUCCCUGGUCUCCAAGCAUAUCCUCUGGCCCGCUAUCUCCAGACGAACGUAGAUUCUCAAUCACAACGUCAUUCACAACGUCAACUGUCAGUAGCCCAACAGGCUCGUACUUUCCCUCAAUGCCCAAGCCGGAAUCCGACUAUGGUGAUCAACCACCAAGUCCAUUGUCUGUCCGAAGGAAUGUAGAAUGGAGUCAGCACUUUCGACGUGCUUCCGUCGAGGGUUCACAAAGACAAGAGGAGAGCGAACCGGAGGAAUAUUCCGAAGACGAGGAUGGACGGACCGAAUUGGGAGAACACGAUGUCUUCAAUACAGCUGGUAUUGGAGGCUGGGGUGAGGAAGAGGUUUGA
This is a messenger RNA of Tremella mesenterica DSM 1558, 1146 nucleotides long. RefSeq lists its product as uncharacterized. The coding region runs from base 1 to 1146 and encodes 381 amino acids. NCBI's taxonomy places the organism in Eukaryota, Fungi, Basidiomycota, Tremellomycetes, Tremellales, Tremellaceae. The transcript has 5 exons. The record is from RefSeq and is a predicted model, not a curated record.